Molecule: messenger RNA, 788 nt
Organism: Phragmites australis (common reed)
Lineage: Eukaryota; Viridiplantae; Streptophyta; Magnoliopsida; Poales; Poaceae
Product: STS14 protein-like
Exons: 1
Coding region: 1-588 (195 amino acids)
Source: RefSeq, a predicted model, not a curated record
AUGGCGCCCCAGCGCCACCACCUCCUCCCCGUGGCCAUGGCCACGGCGUGCUUCCUCGCCCUCCUCGUGCUGUGCGCCUCGCCGGCCCACGGCGCGCGCGCCCUGGCGCCGGGCGGCGCGGGCGCGGUCACCAAGGCGCAGGCGGGCGGCAACAGCACCAACAACAACGCGACGGCGGACGAGUACCUGGCGCCGCACAACCGGGCUCGCGCGGCGGUCGGCGUGGCCCCGCUGCGGUGGAGCACGGACCUGGCGGCCGCGGCGGGGAAGACCGUGGCCCAGCAGCAGCGGCAGAGCGGGUGCGCGUUCGCGGACAUGGGCGCCAGCCCCUACGGCGCGAACCAGGGGUGGGCGAGUUACCCCGCGCGCCCGGCCGAGGUGGUGGCGUUGUGGGUAGCGCAGGGGAGGUUCUACAGCCACGCCAACAACACGUGCGCGGCGGGGCAGCAGUGCGGGACGUACACGCAGGUGGUGUGGCGGCGCACCGCCGAGGUCGGGUGCGCGCAGGCCAGCUGCGUCACCGGCGCCACGCUCACGCUGUGCCUGUACAACCCGCACGGCAACGUGCAGGGCCAGAGCCCCUACUAGCUAAGUCUUUGCCGAUCAGGUUCGUGUUCCUUCUGUUGAACUGCCGGCGCCGGCGCCGGCGCCGGAGUUGGAGCACGAUGCAUGGCUAUCGUAAGAGACGUACGGCGUAGCUUUAGUCUUUUCUGGUUCGGUCACGGUUGCUUUGUGUUAUGAUCCGGUAGUGUUCAGAACUGCUUUGGUGUGUCGUGUUAACAUGUGUU